UACCCUUUCACUACUGAUAUUAAAUUCAAAUUGAACGGACAAAAAUCUCGAAAGUCCCGAAACGUAUAAUUAAAAUUUACCAAGUAGAUAUUUGAGAAUUUAGAAAAUUCGUGUUAAACUGAAACAAUGAGUUCGGAUGAAAAUAAGGUGGAGGCUGCCUUCCAGACCAUGGUGGAGGAGAGCGUCAAGACCAACUUUGAGAAGAACGGAAUCAUGGCCAGUCUCAGAUGCGAAAUGCACGUAAAGGUCCUGCAAAUGAUGCGAGGACAGCUGGAUAUGCCCAAGUCAGAACCUCUGAUGGGGAUCAGCUCAUCCAAUCGCUCUACUGGUCGCUCUACCGAUCGCGCUCUGAUCAAGUUAAUUAAUCAGCUCGUCAUGGAGUUCUUCAGUUGGUUCGGCUACCGUCACACCCUGGAGACCUUUCGCAUGGAAACUGGCGACCAAAUAUCCUUACGAAGUGAAUUAGAGAAGCAGCUCUCUAUUAGUCCCGAGUCCCCGGAUAUGCCCCUUCUGGCCCAACUAAUAAUGAGCGUCUGGAAUCAGAGUGAAGACCGGCCGAUUCCAAAGAGAGUGGUGCAUCUUCCAAAUCCCGAUCUUCCCAAUCCCAAGGCUCAACCACAGCCCCAGCCCCAGCCUCAGCGCACCCGUAAGAUAAAAGAUGAACCGGAAAUUCCGCCAAGUACUUCCGGUGCGGUCAUAAAGCAGAAAAAACUAGUUCAGCACAAUCAGACUCUGAUUUUAAACGAUCCUCUAAGGAAGCCCAUCAUGGUCAAGUCAACGAAGAAGCAACUUCCACGUUCCGUCAACAAACCUGAGCGAACAGAAUGUACGGAGAGCUCCGAGUCGGAAUUGGAUUCGUAUUACAGCGAGGAUUCGGAGGACAGUGAUGCCUACGCCGAUAUUCCUGACAGGCAGUUCUACAUUGAGGAACUCCCACCAGAAAGCAAGUACAAUCCUGGCCAUGGCGAAGAAGGUCCUUACGAGGAGAAGCAAAGCUUUGCCGAAAACCUCUUCCAGCGAUAUCAGCGGGAAAUGAAUCAGCGGGACGAUGAGCCCAGUACAUCGAGAAAGGCAUACCAGAAAUGUUUCAAUGGAAAGCGUAAAGCCAAGUCCACUGAGUCUGAAAACAGUUCGCAGAUGAGCGUCAAGGAGGCCUUGGAGUUGCAGCUUAACACUUCUCGAGGGAAAGCAUCAACCUCCCAACCCCAUUCCACUAGAAAAGCCAGAGGUACUCUUUGGGCAAAAAGCCAUCAGGACAUUGGAGACGAAGCUCUCCUGGCUGUCACGAAGCCCCAAUGUCCUGAAACACAUAUUGGGAGUGUGGAUAUGAAUAGCGAUGAAAAUAGCGAAGGGGCGGACGAAGAGGAAGAGGUCAGCGAUUAAUUAAAAAGGCACUGAAGACUCCGUCUA
This is a messenger RNA of Drosophila bipectinata, 1410 nucleotides long. RefSeq lists its product as uncharacterized. Gene Ontology annotation, biological process: cilium assembly. Lineage: Eukaryota; Metazoa; Arthropoda; Insecta; Diptera; Drosophilidae. Gene Ontology annotation, cellular component: ciliary basal body; motile cilium; centrosome. The record is from RefSeq and is a predicted model, not a curated record. Gene Ontology annotation, molecular function: protein binding.